AACCAAAAAAACAUAUAAAUAAAAUUAAAAAUUAGUUUAGCAACUUUUUAAAUUAAAAGUUAACGAAUCGUUGAAUUGCCCACAAUCGAUAGAAGUGUUAUCGAAAUAGCUUAAUGGUUCCUGACAACUCUGACGCAACAGCUGCUUCAUGCGAUGUGAUAACAAUUCCAACUAUUUCCACACGCCUAACAAAUUAAUAUAGUUUAAUCCAAAUACUGUGUGAACCACAGAUUGUUAACGUAAAUACAGUCAUGUCAGUGGCACCCAACGUUGACCCGAAGGUCGAUGGGGCACCCAAGCCCAGAAUCCUAGACACCGCGGAACUUGAUAGAAUGGCCAUGCAUUUCGUGGGAAAUAUGAACAGAUACCGCGAGAAUAUAAUUAUACCCAAAAGUAAUGGGCCAGUCAAAAUCAAAACAAACGAGGAGAAACUCAUAGAAACUGCCGUGGAAAGCUGUGCUUUCAAGAGUGCCAUGGCCUGCGUUAUGGGUUACGGACUUGGCGCAGCUUUGGGUCUGUUCAGCGCCUCCGUGAAUCCAAACAUGGCGGAUCCAUUCGCAAAUGAAAAGAAACAGACGGCACGUGAGGUGUUUCGCGAGAUGCGCGGCACAACUCAUUCGUAUGCCAAGAAUUUUGCGCUAAUUGGCGCCGUCUUCUCUGUUGUCGAAUGCACCAUAGAAAGCCAACGUGGCGUAACCGACUGGCGUAACGGUACCUAUGCGGGCGGCAUAACCGGCGGCUUAAUUGGUCUACGAGCGGGCAUUAAGGCAGGUAUCAUUGGCGGCUUGGGCUUUGCGGCAUUCUCCUCGGCGAUUGAUUACUAUAUGCAUAUGAGAUAAGGCGUAGUUAACGUC
This is a messenger RNA of Drosophila hydei, 854 nucleotides long. RefSeq names its product mitochondrial import inner membrane translocase subunit Tim22. Gene Ontology annotation, molecular function: transmembrane protein transporter activity. Gene Ontology annotation, cellular component: TIM22 mitochondrial import inner membrane insertion complex. The transcript is spliced from 3 exons. NCBI's taxonomy places the organism in Eukaryota, Metazoa, Arthropoda, Insecta, Diptera, Drosophilidae. Gene Ontology annotation, biological process: protein insertion into mitochondrial inner membrane. Bases 252 to 839 code for a protein of 195 amino acids. The record is from RefSeq and is a predicted model, not a curated record.